AACCUGGAUGGAGAGAAACAUUGUAAGAGCAAUAUGUCUUGGCUAUAAAGAACAUGCCAGUCACCCCAACCAGGGCUAGAACCUGGACACAAUCUGCUGCAAUAAGCCUUCGACAACAGUUACAAGAAUUACAUAAGGAAGUUUGUUUGUCAUUAUAACACCUUGUUAAUUCUGUGUUUUUUAGAGCAAUUGUCGGUUGUUUGUGUUUGAUACUGUAACUCAUUCGUGGAGAGAAAAAGGAAGAGGUGUGCUCAGAUUGAAUGACAUGUGUCAGUCAAUGACAGAAGGUAUCUUCCAAUCCAGGCUAGUGAUGCGCACCCAAGGAAGUUUACGUGUUGUCCUCAACACUAAACUGUGGCCAAGUAUGACUCUAGAAAAAGGAAAUGAGAAAAGUUUACGAAUCACUGCAAUGGAUAGUGAAAAAGACAUUAAAAUUUACCUUAUAAUGGCCGCUCCAAACGAUAUCCAGCGUUUGUGGACCGCCAUUGAUCGUCGCAUCCAGGCCUUGAAGCGCGGUGAGGAUGUACAAACACAGGAAAAAACCGCUGACAAAGAUCAUGAGGAAGAAACCAAGACCGAGCCGGAUGAUGAACUCAAGGGGACUGAGCCCGAGGACGAUGAUGACUCGGUCAAAGAUCGAUGCGAGGCCCCGGAUGACAGCAGUAAUGAGUCUUGUCCCAGGGAGGAGGGGAGGAAAAAGGAAACGGUUGCUGAUGACGAUUAAUAAGACAUUGAAUAAACAGUGAUCGCGAACAAAUUCUGUUACUCAAUACAGUACAAUACUGUGCACUCUGGAACAACUUCCCAUGUCAAUUCUAUGUGACACUGACGUAACUGUGUGAAUAUUUCGUCUCAUUGGCGGCUGUCACGCAACCCUUCUCACCAUAGUUACUAUGUUCUAACCGAGGGGCGUUGCAUGACGACGCUUGAAAUGAAGCCUCUGAAGACCAGAAAGAACUUAAAGAAGAAGAAAAACAUGGACAUAACUUGUUUGCCGACCUACAACACUGAACUUUCAUUUUGCUGCUGAAUUAAAUAUCCUUGAAUUAAUAAGCAAUCGCCACGUUUGGCCUCUUCAAUUCACUUAUCACGCACAAAGUAUUUUUCCUUUCUUCGUGCGGCGUGAGCCUGCGCGCGAAUCCACUGGAUCACGUGAGAGAUGCCAUACCUGUCCCAAUACAGUUGUAGAAAGUAGUUUUUACAUUUAGUGGCCUCUUCCAGAUUCAGGUCCACAGGCGGGGUAUAGGCCCGUAGUGGACAAUCUCUGUCGUCUUCGCACACAGUUAGUAUAGGAAAUAGAUCAGACGGCCUCUCUCUUAAAAAAAUAAACUGAAACAUUUUCAAGUGA
Orbicella faveolata is the source of this 1348-nucleotide messenger RNA. RefSeq lists its product as uncharacterized. The record is from RefSeq and is a predicted model, not a curated record. Lineage: Eukaryota; Metazoa; Cnidaria; Anthozoa; Scleractinia; Merulinidae. Gene Ontology annotation, biological process: protein export from nucleus.